AUCAAGAUGAUGACUGUAACCAAAUUCAGUGUCCAUGUGGGUCACUAAAAUUAAGUCCUGAGAACCAGAUUCUUAACUAAAAAUCACAAGUAACUUUUGAAUGUGAAACCUGCAACACCUACAAAAACCAGUAGUUGAAUGUGAAGCCAAAGCCCCACACAAAUUUGUCAUCUUAUGUCUGGUAGUACUGAAGUCCUUUGUUUUAGGGCCCCGCCCAAAUCACCAACGCCAUUUUGCCAAGCACGCCUGUACUCCCAUUUCUUGGAUGCUGUGCACUGUGCAUUAAGUAUGACAGUCAGUCUGCCAUUUCCUCUGGCUCUGUGCUUUGGUGCGCAGCAGUGAGAACCGUGCGGGGUUAAAAUCUGUACCUUCUUUUAACUUUUUCUUUCCCUCAUUCCAACCAUCAGUUUUAAAGGUAGGCCUAUCUUCUCCUUUCUAAAAUACGCGUCAUUGGAAUAAACAGAUCUUUUCGUCGCUAGGCUUCUUAUUAAAGGCGAGACAGUAUUUGCAAAUUUUGCUGCAACUUGAGAUCUCUUGCAUUUUAAAGUACUUCUGUAUUUUUUCUCUUCGGAAAUGAGGAAGCUUCACGUUAUCAUUGCUGCAGUUCUUCUCUACUUUUCUGGUGGAGGUGAUUUUUGUGUGAGUGCAACAACAUUUACACUGGUGAACAAGUGCAAGCACGCGGUAUGGCCGGCCAUACAACCGAGCGCAGGUAACCCGGUGCUUGCAAAGGGGGGUUUGCAUCUCCUCCCUCACCGAGCCGUGUCCAUCCCUGCGCCCGCUGGGUGGUCGGGUCGGCUGUGGGGGCGGCACGGCUGUUCCUUCGACCGGACAGGAAAGGGUUCCUGCGCUACUGGUGACUGUGGCUCCGGUCUAUUUUGCAACGGUGCGGGCGGCGCCCCACCUGCAACCCUAGCCGAGUUCACCCUGGGCACCCAGGACUACUACGAUGUUAGCCUCGUCGAUGGCUACAACCUGCCCAUCGCCAUUGCACCCAGGCGAGGCACAGGCAAGUGCACUUAUGCUGGCUGCAUCAGCGACUUGAACGCGAGCUGUCCACCUGCUCUUCAGGUGAAGAGCAAGAGGGGUGAGGUUGUGGCUUGCAAGAGCGCCUGCUUUGCAUUCAGUACGCCACAAUAUUGUUGCACAGGGUCAUACGGCAAUCCUCAGACGUGCAGGCCUACUAGUUAUUCUCGUGUGUUUAAAAAUGCAUGUCCCAGAGCUUACAGCUAUGCCUAUGAUGAUCCUAACAGCUUAGCUACAUGCGCUGCAGCUGAUUAUCUCAUUACCUUCUGCCCCCAUUAAGUGAUCCUAGUUUUAUUAACUAUUUCUGGGUAAAGUACUAAUGUAUUUUAAUUGUUUGCUUGGGUAGGAACUCUGGCGAUUGUCCAUAACUAUGCAUCUGUCCUGAAAUAGGUUUAUACUCAUUCAGUAUGUUAAGCUUAUGCUUUAAGUAUUUGGAGGCUAAGAAAAUGCCAUGAAAAUGAAUUUGUAUGUCAUCAGCUUUUUGAAAAUGUAAGUUGAAAGCAGUGCCUGACUGUUAUCAUGAUGUUCAUAUAAAACUGCCAAUAGUGUAUGGUAUUUAGGUGUGUAUAAUGCAAGGGUAGAAGGAUACAGUUAUUGUACUUGUUUAUACAUUAAUGUCAGGGUAGAAUCAUUUGUUUAUCUGAAA
Messenger RNA from Cryptomeria japonica (Japanese cedar), 1672 nucleotides. RefSeq names its product thaumatin-like protein. Gene Ontology annotation, cellular component: extracellular region. The coding region runs from base 574 to 1305 and encodes 243 amino acids. Gene Ontology annotation, biological process: defense response. Lineage: Eukaryota; Viridiplantae; Streptophyta; Pinopsida; Cupressales; Cupressaceae. The transcript is spliced from 3 exons. The record is from RefSeq and is a predicted model, not a curated record.